GCCACAGCUGAAGUAAUUCAGAUGAGCAUACCGGAGCCUGUGCUCCACACCCGCCGCUGCUCCUUCUACACCCGUACAACCACGCGCAGCUGCUACUCGGUCGUCGGAGUAGGGACACGCGCGCUGGCGCGCUUGAAAGCAGAUAGUCACUCGAAUCAGCCAAUCAGGGGUGAGGGCAGGUCUAGAGCGCAGAUCGGCCGACCCCAAAGGCGAGUGUCAUGGAGGUGCUCGACGAAAUGCCUUUAAGAGGCCAAGGGUCUCAUUGGACGGUUUGGCUCCUCAAACAAGAGGACCACUACCGUACUCAAACACGGAUAUGGCAUCCUCAAACCAUCCAGGAUGACUCUUCUUCUUGGACCUCCUUCUUCAGGAAAGAGCACACUUAUGCGAGCCCUUACAGGGAAGCUUGACAAAAGCCUCAAGUUAUCUGGCAGCAUCACAUACUGUGGUCAUACUUUUUCCGAGUUCUACCCUCAGAGGACCAGUGCGUAUGUCAGUCAGUAUGAUCUCCACAAUGCAGAGAUGACUGUAAGAGAGACACUAGAUUUCUCGAGGCGGUGCUUAGGUAUCGGUGCCAGAUAUGAUAUGCUUGCGGAGCUCACUGCAAGAGAGCGUGAUGCAGGCAUAAAUCCAGAUCCUGAGAUCGACGCUUACAUGAAAGCGACUGCAGUACAAGGACAUGGGAGUAAUAUUAUAACCGAUCUCACUCUCAAGGUGCUUGGGCUUGACAUUUGCGCUGAUAACAUCGUCGGUGAUGAGAUGACCAGAGGAAUUUCUGGAGGGCAAAAGAAGCGUGUCACAACUGGGGAGAUGUUAACAGGACCUGCAAGGGCUCUGUUCAUGGAUGAAAUUUCCACUGGUUUGGAUAGCUCUAGCACAUUUCAGAUUGUAAAAUAUGUAAGGCAAUUGGUCCAUGUGAUGAAUGACACUGUGAUGAUCUCCCUCCUACAACCACCGCCAGAGACCUACAACUUGUUUGAUGACAUAAUUCUGCUAUCAGAAGGACACAUAGUGUACCAUGGGCCACGAGAGAGCAUCUUGGAAUUUUUUGAAUCCACUGGUUUCCGGUGCCCGGAGAGGAAAGGAGUUGCUGACUUCCUUCAAGAGGUCACUUCCAAGAAAGACCAACAACAAUACUGGUAUCUUGACCAGGAGCAGUAUCGUUACGUGCCAGUCCUAGAGUUUGCUGAACAUUUCAAGUCAUUCCAUGUAGGCCAGCAGAUGCUGGAGGAGCUGCAGAUUCCUUUUGAAAAAUCCAAAACCCAUCCUGCCGCGUUGACCACGUCAAAAUAUGGCCAAUCCAGCUGGGAGUCAUUCAAGGCAGUGAUGUCAAGAGAACAGCUAUUGAUGAAGCGCAACUCCUUCAUCUACAUCUUCAAGGUCAGCCAGUUGAUCAUCCUUGGGCUCAUGGCCAUGACUGUAUUCCUCAGAACAGAGAUGCCCCAUGGACAGAUUUCCGACGGUGCUAAAUUCUUUGGAGCUCUGACUUUCAGUUUAAUCACCAUUUUGUUUAAUGGGUUUGCCGAGCUACAACUAACCAUUAAAAUACUUCCUACGUUUUACAAACAAAGGGAUUUCUUGUUCUUCCCCCCAUGGACCUUUGGACUGGCAAACAUCAUCUUAAAAGUUCCUGUUUCAUUUGUGGAGGCUGGAGUAUGGGUUGUCCUUACAUACUAUGUGAUGGGCUUUGCACCUUCUGCAGGAAGGUUCUUUCGCCAGCUUUUAGCUUUCUUCGCUACUCACCAAAUGGCAAUGGCUUUGUUCCGAUUUCUUGGUGCUGUUUUGAAAUCAAUGGUUGUUGCCAACACUUUUGGGAUGUUUGUUCAACUUAUUAUUUUCAUAUUUGGAGGAUUUAUCAUCCCUAGAGGUGACAUCAGACCAUGGUGGAUCUGGGCUUACUGGGCAUCUCCUAUGAUGUAUAGUCAGAAUGCAAUAUCGGUCAAUGAAUUCCUUGCCAGUAGGUGGGCCACCCCAAACAAUGAUCCUAUGAUUGAUGCACCAACGGUAGGAAAGGCUAUUCUUAAAUCCAGAGACUUGUUUACUGGAGACUGGGGCUUUUGGCUUUCCAUAGGAGCCGUUAUAGGAUUCACUAUUUUGUUCAACAUCUUAUACCUUCUUGCCCUAACAUACUUGAGCCCUAGCAGUAGAUCAAACACACUAGUUUCAGAUGAGGAGAAUGAGAAUGGCACAAACAAAGAGCAAAUGCCAGAAGCCACCGUGUCACCUACUAUGCCAUCUUCAGUACCUAUGGUUUCUACAGGUGCUAAGGAAGCCACAAAUAGGCCAGCUCAGUCACGAACUACCUUGCCUUUCCAGCCUCUUUCACUUUCCUUCAACCAUAUAAACUAUUGGGUGGACAUGCCUGCAGAAAUGAAGGAACAAGGAUUCACAGAAAGUCGUCUCCAGUUGCUCUCUGAUAUCAGUGGUGCAUUUAGGCCAGGAGUUCUGACUGCAUUAGUUGGUGUGAGUGGAGCUGGGAAGACCACUCUAAUGGAUGUCCUGGCAGGAAGGAAAACCAGUGGAGCCAUUGAAGGAAGUAUCACCCUCUCUGGUUACCCUAAAAAACAAGAAACUUUUGCCCGCAUCAGUGGCUAUUGUGAACAGAUUGAUAUCCAUUCACCAAAUGUUACAGUAUAUGAAUCCAUUCUGUACUCUGCCUGGCUGCGUCUUUCCUCAGAUGUUGAUGAUGCUACGAGAAAGAUGUUUGUAGAGGAAGUCAUGACACUUGUAGAACUUGAUGUGCUGCGUAAUGCUAUGGUUGGUCUCCCUGGAGUUGACGGGUUAUCGACUGAACAAAGAAAGAGACUGACAAUUGCUGUGGAGCUGGUAGCAAAUCCUUCAAUUAUAUUUAUGGAUGAGCCAACUUCUGGUCUUGAUGCUAGAGCCGCAGCAAUUGUCAUGCGGACAGUGAGAAAUACAGUCAACACCGGGCGUACCGUGGUUUGCACGAUCCAUCAACCAAGCAUCGAUAUAUUUGAGUCUUUUGAUGAGCUUCUGCUUUUGAAAAGAGGAGGGCGGGUCAUUUACGCUGGUGAACUUGGUUGUCACUGUGAUAAACUAGUUGAAUAUUUCGAGGAAAUUCCAGGUGUGGCUAAGAUCACAAAAGAAUAUAAUCCUGCAACAUGGAUGCUGGAAGUUAGCUCCACUUUAGCUGAGGCUCACUUGAAUAUUAAUUUUGCGGAAAUUUAUGCUAACUCCGCUCUUCAUAGGAAAAACCAAGACCUUAUUAUGGAAUUGAGCGUUCCCCCUCCAGGCUAUCAGGAUCUCUCAUUUCCUGCAAAGUAUUCUCAAAAUUUCUACAACCAAUGUGUUGCAAACUUCUGGAAGCAAUACAAAUCUUAUUGGAAGAAUCCACCCUACAAUGCCAUGCGCUAUCUUAUGACGUUGCUUGAUGGUCUUGUAUUUGGCACUGUGUUUUGGCAAAAAGGAACAAAAAUAGAAUCGCAACAAGACUUGUACAAUCUACUUGGGGCCACUUAUGCUGCUGUCUUCUUCCUUGGUGCUACCAAUUGCUUCACCGUUCAGCCUGUUGUGUCAAUUGAGAGAACAGUUUUCUACCGUGAAAAGGCGGCAGGAAUGUACUCUCCAUUAUCCUAUGCAUUAGCUCAGGCAUGCAUGGAGGUCAUCUACAACAUCCUCCAAGGGAUGUUAUACACAAUCCUCAUCUAUGUGAUGAUUGGAUAUGACUGGAAAGUUGACAAGUUCUUCUAUUUCAUGUUCUUCAUUAUUGCAAGCUUCAACUACUUCACAUUGUUCGGCAUGAUGUUGGUGUCAUUGACUCCGUCUGCGAUGCUUGCAAGCAUACUCGUAUCCUUUGUGCUCCCUCUCUGGAACCUGUUUGCCGGGUUCCUCGUUGUCAGAACGGCGAUACCGAUUUGGUGGAGGUGGUACUACUGGGCCAACCCAGUAUCUUGGACCAUCUAUGGUGUUGUUGCAUCGCAGUUUGGUGACCAUGGUGGUUCUCUUCUAGUACCCGGUGGGAACCCUGUAGUGGUGAAGCAAUUUUUGGAGGAUAAUUUGGGUGUGCGGCAUGAUUUCCUUGGCUACGUUGUCCUAGCUCACUUUGCCUACAUCAUUGUCAUCUUCUUCGUCUUUGGCUAUUCCAUCAAGUUCUUAAACUUCCAAAAACGUUAGGCAAUGUGUGCCGCAAUGAAGUGAUGUGUAUAUAUGUAGUACAAACAGUAGGAUCCAAAGACACUACAUAAGCUUUGUUGUUAUAUAACUGAAAGUUGGUAGUGAUAUACCUGCUUCUAUUAUUAAUAUUAAAUAAAUAUAGAAAAGCUAUUUUGGGUCCCUCA
Messenger RNA from Hordeum vulgare subsp. vulgare (domesticated barley), 4298 nucleotides. RefSeq names its product ABC transporter G family member 48-like. The transcript is spliced from 19 exons. Gene Ontology annotation, molecular function: ABC-type transporter activity; ATP hydrolysis activity; ATP binding. NCBI's taxonomy places the organism in Eukaryota, Viridiplantae, Streptophyta, Magnoliopsida, Poales, Poaceae. The record is from RefSeq and is a predicted model, not a curated record. The coding region runs from base 340 to 4134 and encodes 1264 amino acids. Gene Ontology annotation, cellular component: membrane.